AUGUUCGAUAUUGGUAAAAAAAUAACUUCAAAGUCGCGAAAUUAUAAAGAUUUUCUUUUGCAAUGGAAACGAAUCACAAAACUUUCUUAUGAGAAGAUUAAAGUUCUGCAUGAAUCUUUGCAAAAUGAUUUGAAACUUGGAAAGGCAUUUUUGAUGGAUUCUAAACUGUGGAUGGGUUUAAAUGGAAAAGAAGUUUAUUCAAGAUAUCCUGGCAUAAUCUUCCUAGACUCAUACAAGGGACCUAAACUAAUUCUAGAUGAAUUUAAUGUAAAAGGCAUCACUGAGGCAUCAUUAGAUACUCUGGAAAUGGUUUAUGAAAAAAUGAUCACCAGUAUCCAUGUUCUAUGUCUCAACAUGACCAGGUAUGGAAAUAUAGACGAUGGUGGUUGGGAAGUCUGCACCUCUCAGCCCUACAAUCUUCAAGAGGGCUGCAGUGUUUUUUCAUUUGGAAUAAAUUUUGACUUCAGUUUUGAUGAUGACAUUGGCAUAUCAAAUAAUUGCUCUGUCUUUUCCUUUGAUCCAAGCAUGUCCUCUGAAGACCACGUUAGGUCUGACAAUGUUUAUUUCUACCAGAUUGGGCUUGGGCCAUUAAAUUCUGUCACCAGAGAUAGAUGGAUUGUUAAAUCUUUCAGAAGUAUCAUUGAAAUUCUUCAAAUACCUAAUAAUGUUAUAGAUGUCCUCAAAAUUGACAUUGAAUAUGAUGAAUGGGAUAGCCUAAGAAUGAUGAUUAAUGAUGGCAGCUUACUGAAUGUUAAACAGUUGCUCUUUGAAGUUGAUUAUGAUAUUGAAAUGUUAGAAGGUGAAAAUUUAGUAAAUGCUAACAAAUAUCUGGAUCCUAAGAAGUAUUGA
Messenger RNA from Helobdella robusta, 849 nucleotides. RefSeq lists its product as hypothetical. The record is from RefSeq and is a predicted model, not a curated record. Lineage: Eukaryota; Metazoa; Annelida; Clitellata; Rhynchobdellida; Glossiphoniidae. Bases 1 to 849 code for a protein of 282 amino acids. The transcript has 8 exons.